Molecule: messenger RNA, 1455 nt
Organism: Aspergillus melleus
Lineage: Eukaryota; Fungi; Ascomycota; Eurotiomycetes; Eurotiales; Aspergillaceae
Exons: 2
Coding region: 1-1455 (484 amino acids)
Cellular component (GO): cytoplasm
Molecular function (GO): calcium-dependent phospholipid binding; calcium ion binding
Source: RefSeq, a predicted model, not a curated record
AUGUCGCAUCAGUAUCCUCCUAACCAACCUCCUUAUCCUCCUUACGGUGGCUCUUCUCACGGUCCUCCAAUGCAUCCGGGACAACAGCCCUAUGGAGGACCACCAGGAGCACCACCCUUCCCGCCUUACCCUCAGCAGGGCCAGCACAACCCCACGUUCCAGAACCCCCCGUAUCCCAAUGCCGGCGGUCCUCCUCAGCAAUUCGGCCAUUCUCCCAGCUUCCCCCCACAAGGUCACUCUCCUUACGGUGGUCCACCCCAGGCUCCGUACGCUGGACAUCAGGGCGGUCAUGGGUUCCCCCCUGGCCCCCCGCAUGGUCCUCCUCAGGGCCCUCCUCAGGGCCCUCCUCAGGGCCAGCAUCAGAGUCAGCAUAUGUAUCAGAGCCAGUAUCAGGGCCCUCCUCAUGGGGCGCCGCCCAUGCCAGGUCCUCAUGGACACCAACCGUACCCGUCUCCGUCGUUUCCACCACAAGCUCAGUUCCCCAGCCAGCCGGCCAUCCCAUCGCUGGGGUACACACCCGGUCAGAUCGCUCCCGGCGAUUUCCGUCCUCAAGCAGACGCCCUCCGGAAGUCGAUGAAGGGAUUCGGCACCGACGAAAAGGCAUUGAUUGCCGCGGUCAGCAAAUUGGAUCCCUUACAGAUGGCUACUGUCCGCAAGACCUACUCCGAGUAUCUGCGUCGCGAUCUCUACAAGGACGUGAAGUCUGAAACCAGCGGAUAUCUUCGCCAGGGCCUGCUGGCCGUUAUUGACGGUCCACUGACCCACGAUGUCACAUGCGUCCGGGACGCCGUGGAAGGCAUGGGCACGAAGGAGUGGAUGCUUAACGACGUCCUGCUUGGUCGAUCGAACGCCGAUCUUCAAGCCAUCAUGUCCGCGUAUCAACGCAUCUACAACCGCUCUCUGCAGAAAGACGUGGAAAGCGACCUCUCCUUCCAGACUCAGGGGCUGUUCAAGACGGUCUUCCGCUGCCAGCGCCACGAGGAAUCCAUGCCUCUUGACCCGCGCAUGAUCGAAGAAGAAGCCAAGUCCAUCCAUUCCGCGACCGCCGGCCGAAUGACCAACAACGUUGAGGAGGUCUGCGGUAUCUUCGCCCGCUCAUCGGACGAGGAGCUCCGUGCCAUCAGCCAGGCCUAUGGCCAGCGGUACAACACGUCUUUGGAGAAGGUCGUCGAGAAGGAGUUCUCCGGUCACAUGAAAGACGCUCUCCUGCAUAUCCUGCGCGGCGCGUUGGAUCCGGCCAUGCGUGAUGCCAUUGCGUUGGAAGACUGCAUGAAGGGAAUGGGCACCAAGGACGAGAAACUGGUGGUGCGCGUCGUGCGCGUGCAUUGGAACCGGGCGCAUCUAAACCAGGUCCGAGGAGCUUAUCAGCAUAAGUACCAGAAGGGCUUGGUCGACCGGAUCAAGGGCGAGACUAGUGGGGAUUACCAGCGGUUGAUGGUUGCUCUGGUGGAGUAA